UUCAAAACCAUACCGAAUUGACCCGAAUUGAAAACCGAACCGAACCGAAAACCGAAAAAAAACCGGUUCGGUCCGGUUCGGCCCAUUCGGUUCGGACAAAUCCCAGGCGUAGAUUUUUUCAUUGGAAAAUUUAUCAUUGUUUGCAAUUCCGUAUGUAUCAUAUAAUCUAAGGACAUGUUAUAUUGUGAUUCUGACAUCGUCACUUGUUUUUUCUUUUAAGAUAGAAAUUUUUCUUUUGAUAUAAAAAUAUAUUUCAAAAGCAAUCCGGAAUUAAGAUAUCAUUUGUUUUCUAAACUCAUAACUCAUAACUCAUAACUCAAACAAUGUUUUUUAAAGAUGUGAGUGUGACGAUAGACAACGCGGUUUGGAUUUGGGUAACGAGUAGCAAAAAGACUGAGUGAGAACAGCUGUAAUCUUUUAUCAAUUUCUGAGCAUCAUCACCAUCUCUCACACUCUUCUGACUUCACUCUUCGCUAUUUUGGCUCCUCCUUUUCAUUUCUUAUCAUUUUAUGGUUAUCAAAUGUAUAUCUGUUGUUUACGCGUAAGUUGUAACAAAGUCACAAGCCAUGGUAGUAAAAAAUGUUAUUCAAUACCAAGUUGUCAUGCAAACUUAAAAACAUUCCUACUUUGGACUUUGAUACUUUUUAAUAACAAAAUCUUCCUUAAACUUAUUGAAUCUCUUGUUUAUUAACAUUGUAACGUUUGCAAAAAGAGGAUCUCCGAAACAAAUCUUCUUAACCACGUAGGGUAAUAUACUCACAGUUUGAAGAGCAAUCAUCAUUUAGGGCCUUUUGUGUAUCCUACACGUCAAUCACUUGGUUAUUCCGGUCAAAAUUAUCUAUCCAUCACCAACUUUAGAGUGUAAUCCGUGGAUGAAAUGUUUUAUUUUUAGUCUUUUAUCUGUUUUGGAAAGAUCUGAACCCAUUAUCAAAAGCUUAGACAAGGUCGUAUCAUCUAGUAAAAUAAUUAAGUAAAAUAUACUCUCUUCUCUUCUGUUCCUAAAUAUUGGAUAUGUUCCUAAAUAUAAGAUGUUUAAGAAAAAACAUACAUAUUAAGAAAAUUAUUUUUUUGUCUAGAAAGUAUCAUUAAAACUAUAAAAUAAUUGUUUUCAACCAAUUACAAAAUAGAUUAUUAAGGGGAUGAUUGGUAGUUGCUGUAGAUGCUCUCCACAGCCCUAUUUAUUUCUACAGCACCAAAUUCAGGGCAAUCAAACUUUAAAUUUUUUUUUGAAACCACAGCUCUUGAAAUAACCUACAGCUGUACAAGUCCUCUGCAGAGCCAAAUAUCCAAAGCAAUUUUUUAGUGCUUUCCAUAAAAUUCUACAGCACUAAAAUCUAAAGCCACAGCAAAAAAUCUACAAAUUUUUUUAUACAGUAAAAAUUUUAAAGCUACAACCGUUACCAAUCGGAUCCUAAAUAUGAUUGGUUACACAGUUUUUAAUAAAAUAAAAAUUACCUAGAAAAUUGAAAAACAUUAUAUAUAUUGGAAUAUCAAAUUUUUUUGGAACGUCUUAUAUUUAGGAACAGAGAGAGAUUUUACUAUGCAAGAAAUAACAUUUAUUAUGUGCACGUUGGGAGAUUUUACUGUCAAUUUUCUUUUUUUUUUUAAAACAAGCGUGUGAUACGGUAAUCAGGGAGAGUAACUAAAGAUUAAAUGCAAUAGUUGAAUCGUUUGAGAAUAAAACAUAGAGCAAUGCGGUCUCUUUCUUGGAAAGAUUGCAUAUGACUUAACGCGUUAAAACGUAGCUGUAAUGUGUAAUCUCCUGACAUAAGUAUAGUCAAUACUACUAGUAUUAAAGAAAAAUAUUGCAUUUCAGAAUCACCCCUCGUUUUGCUCAUCAAGUGGCUUCCGUACGGUUAUUAACUAUUAUACGCUCCUAAGCAACUAUUCCUAACAAUAUUGACUCUAAAUAGGUAAUUUACAUUUUUAACAAAUGUCAAUUCUGACGGUAACAAUACAAAUCGGUAUCUUUGGUAUAUAUAACCAAUUGACAGAUGUCUACGUGAUGGCAUAUAACUGAUAGUGAUUGGUAUCUUUAUAUAUACAUAUUUUUCUCUAAAUUCCAAGAUGAUUUGUUAAUUAUAUUUUAAUUUAACAUUCGAAUUUUUAAUAAGAAGAUGCAGAACUAGAAAAAGGUUAAAAGAAGGCCAUGUUCAGGUUCAUUCUUCGAACCCUAGUGCAGUGCGAAGCCUUAACAUGCAUCACAUAUAUAAUGAAUCCAAAUUCGAAUUAAUAAUAAGAUCCCAAAAAUAUAAUUUCAUUUUAUUUAUAAAUGAGAAAGGAACAAGUUUGUCUUAAUGUUAAUGAACAAUUUGCUAAUUGCUAUGAUAAAAAGAAAAAUGCUACAUUUAACAAUUUGCUAUGAGAAGAAAAACACCUGUCAUGCAUGCACCACCAGUGUCACAUUUAUAUGCAUGAAACCGUACCAUAUUACAUUUGACUCUAUUUUUUAGAUUUAUGUCUAUAAAUAAUAUUUCAUUCUUCGUCUCCCAUAUCAUCUCUCAAUAUAAUACCUCACAUUAACACUUAUCCAAAAAUAGCUAUACAUAACAACACAAAACUCAAGAACAAUAUCUUCAUCACUUGAUCAAUACAUCGUUGUCCAACCAGUCUAAGUAACCUACGGGCUACGGCAACAACAUUACACCAUGGUGAAACAAGAACCUAAGAUCCAAACCAGCUCCAAGAAGGACAUGUCUUUGACUUCACCAUCUCAUUCUUCAUCUUCGUCUUCGUGUAAGAGCAAGAAGAAUAAGAUUAAGAAGUACAAAGGAGUGAGGAUGAGAAGUUGGGGAUCAUGGGUGUCUGAGAUUAGGGCACCAAACCAAAAGACAAGGCUUUGGCUAGGCUCUUACUCAACAGCUAAGGUAGCAGCUAGGGCUUACGAUGUUGCACUUUUGUGUCUCAAAGGCCCUCAAGCCAAUCUCAACUUCCCCACUUCUUAUUCUUCUUCUCAUUUUCUAUUAGACGAAAGUACCAUUUUGUCCCCGAAAUCUAUCAAAAGAAUUGCGGCUCAAGCUGCCAACAACUCAUUUGACCUUUUUUCCCCUUGUAUUUCGUCAGCCGUCUCGUCACCGCCCGAUCAUGAUCAGCAGCAUGAUGAUGAUGGCAUGCAGUCUUUGAUAGGGCCUUUGGUGGACUGUCAUGUGUCUUUGAUGGAUACAUCAUCAUCAUGGUAUGAUGGUGAACAUCAUGAAAUGUUAUUCUUCGGUGAUGGAGCUCCGUUUGAUUACUACCCUGAACUGAAUUCGACUAUGAAUAUGGUCAAUGAUCAGUACUUCUACGAAGAUGCUGAUAUUCCGCUUUGGAGUUUCAGUUGAUCCGACGGUCAGACUAUAUAUAUUUUUAUCAUUUUUAAAUUCUUUUGAUGUAUUAGUUAGUUUACCCUUGUGUAGUUAUACUUUUUCAAAUUCUUUGUUGCUUGGAGAGAAUUGACGAUGGAUAGAUAUCUAUUUAUAAGAAAGACAAUUCCCUUUAACGCGUGGGAUAUAAAAAACACAAACCUAACCUAAAUAGAAACUUUAUUUUUCUAUUUUUAGAUUCUCUUAUUACGUUUAUCUUAACAUAUUAAACAUCUAAUAAUAUGUUACGUUUCCACAAGCUUGGAAUUAUCCAACGAGAUUCCUCUGAAUAUAAGUACACUAUUCAUAAUAAUAUUUAAUCAAACAACUAAAUAUAUAAUUAGUAAGAGAGACAUCGAUCCAGAAAAAGUUGCUCACGUUUAACUAGCAUUAAUUAGUUAUUGCGUUAAAAUAAAAUAUAAUGAUCUUAUUAUGUUAAGAAUUUUAUAAUUAUUAACUGUUUCUUGUUACUAAUGAUUGUUAAUUAUAUACGUCAUUAGGUUUACCGCUUGGCCAAAUCAGAAUUUCAAAGCAAAGGUAAAUUUUGUGCUGGAUCGCAAAAUUCAGGUCGAUACUCGGCCCAUAUCAUAUACACGUGAACCAGUUGAAAAAUGAAACAAAAUCUGAUUUAUUUCAUAAACAUACGGCAAAUCCAUAUACAAUACAACACAUUAUAUUCUUUAUUGUUAUUACCAUUGAUUUAAAAGGAAAAUUCACAUGAAAAUG
Molecule: messenger RNA, 4067 nt
Organism: Brassica napus (rape)
Lineage: Eukaryota; Viridiplantae; Streptophyta; Magnoliopsida; Brassicales; Brassicaceae
Product: ethylene-responsive transcription factor ERF012
Exons: 1
Coding region: 2649-3320 (223 amino acids)
Biological process (GO): regulation of DNA-templated transcription
Molecular function (GO): DNA binding; DNA-binding transcription factor activity
Source: RefSeq, a predicted model, not a curated record